UGAGAAAGAGUGAAAGAGAGAGAGGAGAGCGAAGGAAGGCAGACGUCCGAGCGUGGAACAGGUUCUCCCUGGCACUAACUCAGCAGACAUGUCCAACUUUGCCGGCACCUGGAAGAUGAAGAGGAGUGACAAUUUUGACGAACUUCUCAAAGCUUUGGGCGUGAACGCCAUGCUGAGGAAGGUAGCGGUGGCGGCGGCCUCCAGUCCCCACGUGGAGAUCCGGCAGGACGGCGAGCAGUUCUACAUCAAGACGUCCACCAGCGUGCGGACCACAGAGAUCAACUUCCACAUCGGGGAGGAGUUUGACGAGGAGACGGUGGACGGGCGAAAGUGCAAGAGUCUCGCCACCUGGGAGUCGGAGAACAAGAUCUACUGCAAGCAGACUCUGGUGGACGGGGAGGGACCAAAAACCUUCUGGACCCGCCAACUGAACGGCGACGAGCUAACGCUGAUUUUCGGGGCAGACGACGUGGUGUGCACUCGCAUUUACGUGCGGGAAUGACACCGCCAGACCGGGUUGGCACAUCUGGGACCAUAAAUUGCUAGCUAACAUGGUAACACGUACAGUAGCUACAGUAGAGUCUCCAUACACAUGCUAGAACACGUCAGUAGUCAACUCUCUCUUCUUUAUUGCGCCAAUAUUCAACGGCAGAAACCAAUAAAACCUUGACAAAAA
Messenger RNA from Entelurus aequoreus (snake pipefish), 676 nucleotides. It is a transcript of the gene crabp1a, whose product is annotated as cellular retinoic acid binding protein 1a. Gene Ontology annotation, cellular component: cytosol; nucleus. The transcript has 4 exons. Gene Ontology annotation, molecular function: fatty acid binding. Gene Ontology annotation, biological process: fatty acid transport. Lineage: Eukaryota; Metazoa; Chordata; Actinopteri; Syngnathiformes; Syngnathidae. The coding region runs from base 89 to 502 and encodes 137 amino acids. The record is from RefSeq and is a predicted model, not a curated record.